AUGCAAAACCAAAGCUUUGUAACUGAGUUCAUCCUCCUGGGGCUUUCACAGAAUCCGAAUGUUCAGAAAAUAUUAUUUGUUGUAUUUUUGUUUGUGUAUAUUGCCACCAUUGGGGGCAACACGCUAAUUGUAGUAACCAUCCUCAGCAGCCCUGCUCUACUGGGGUCCCCCAUGUACUUCUUCUUGGCUUUCCUGUCCUUCCUAGAUGCAUGCUUCUCCUCUGUCUUCACCCCAAAGAUGAUCGUAGACUUCCUCUAUGAGAGAAAAACCAUCUCGUUUGAAAGCUGCAUGAUACAGAUUUUUGCUGAACACUUCUUUAGUGGGGCAGAGUUGAUUGUCCUCACAGCCAUGGCCUAUGAUCGGUAUGUGGCCAUUUGCAAGCCUUUGCGUUACUCUUCCAUCAUGAACUGCAAGUUCUGUGGCAUUCUGAUGAGGGUAGCCUGGACAGGGGGCUUCUUGCAUUCCACGAUACAAAUACUCUUUAUAUUCGAAUUGCCCUUCUGUGGUCCCAAUGUCAUUGAUCACUUCUUGUGUGACUUGCAUCCAUUACUGGAGCUUGCCUGCACUGACACCCACAUCUUUGGCUUUUUUGCAGUGGCCAACAGUGGUUUUUUCUGCAUCAUAACCUUCUCCUUGUUGCUUGUCUCUUAUGGUAUCAUCUUGUUCUCCCUGAGAACUCAUAGUUCUGAAGGACGGAGAAAAGCUCUGUCUACCUGUGGAUCUCACAUUAUUGUUGUGAUUUUGUUCUUUGUCCCAUGCAUGUUUGUAUACACACGACCUCCAUCUACUUUCUCCUCUGACAAAAUGGUAGCAAUAGUUUACGCCAUCCUAACUCCCUUGUUCAAUCCUCUGAUUUAUACUUUCAGGAAUAAGGAGGUAAAAAAUGCCAUGAGGAAAGUAUGGAAGAGAUUGGUGGUAGUUUCUGAUGGAAAAUAA
This is a messenger RNA of Lemur catta (Ring-tailed lemur), 936 nucleotides long. RefSeq names its product olfactory receptor 4C15-like. The coding region runs from base 1 to 936 and encodes 311 amino acids. The record is from RefSeq and is a predicted model, not a curated record. Gene Ontology annotation, cellular component: membrane. Gene Ontology annotation, biological process: G protein-coupled receptor signaling pathway. Gene Ontology annotation, molecular function: olfactory receptor activity; G protein-coupled receptor activity. NCBI's taxonomy places the organism in Eukaryota, Metazoa, Chordata, Mammalia, Primates, Lemuridae. The transcript has a single exon.